AUGCGUGCUCUAACCGGACUUUACCUGUCCGCGGCGUGCUGCCUCUUCGGCCAAGCACUCGCUUGGGAUCAACAACCCGAUGGCUACGAGUUGAUCGACGGUCCCGAUGGCCCCGAGUCCGUGGACGCAUGGCGUCGUGACUGGACCACCUGGAAGAAAAUGGAGCUGAUCACCAACCGGUACAACCCGAAAGACUCGUGCAACGUGUACAACAUCCAGCAAACUCAAUGGACGCAGCAGAAUUUUGUGCAGACGUUUCUUAUGAUGAACGACCGCUCCAUCUACGAUCGCGAGACCCAGCAAUACACGGUCGACAAGUACGUGGAUGAGAUGCAGAGUCGUGUUGGCCCCAUUGACAGUGUGUUGAUCUGGCCUGCAUACCCGAACAUCGGUGUGGACAACCGGAACCAAUGGGAUCUCCUACGAGACCUUCCCGGUGGAGUCGAGGGCGUCAAGGGCGUCAUCUCUGACUUUCAUCGUCGAGGUGUCCGUGUGAUCAUCCCGUACAAUCCAUGGGAUAUUGGAACUCGUGACGAGUCUGGACUGGAAGAUAUGGUACGUAUGUACAACGCCGACAUCACGACACUAACGGAGACGGUCCCUGAGCUUAAAGCGGACGGCUUCAACGGCGACACCAUGUACGGCGUUCCCAAGUCCUUCUACAACUGUAGUAACCCUGUAGUGGCAGCUCCCGAAGGUGGUGUACCCACUGCAUAUCUGAGCCAUAAUCCGAUGAGUUGGGGGUACUUCUUCGGCUAUUCUCAUUUCCCACCCGUGGCACGUGCCAAGUUCCUGGAGUCGAGACAUAUGGUGCAGAUCUGUGCGCGUUGGUCUCUCGAUCGAACCGCCGAGUUGCUGACUGCUUUCUUCAAUGGCGCCGGGUACGUGGUGUGGGAGAAUGUAUGGGGUAUCUGGAAUGCCAUGACCGAGCGUGAAGAUGAGACUGCCAAGAGAAUGUUUGCCAUUCUACGCAAGUUUGGAACGAUCGUCUCGACGGGUGAAUGGACUCCGUACUACGCCAUGAAGGGCGAUGGGCUGUUCGCUAGUGCUUUCACUCUGAGCAGUGAGUCGCUUUACACGGUGAUCAGUACUGUGCAGAAAGACAUGACGUACGAAGUGCCACUCCCUACUGACCAGGCUGGCGAAGAUGUUCGCAUCUACGACGUUUAUCAUGGAGUCGAGCUGAAGAAACAUUCUGGAAACAGUACGAACGGAACUGUCGUGAAGGUGACGCUGGAGCCUCGUGCGUUUGGUGCCAUCUACGUCACAAAAUCCAGCAACGACAUGACCCAGUUUCUCAACGAGAUGCAAGCAAUGACCACUAAACCCCUAACUAAAUACUCGACGGCAAGGAACUUGCUGCAACAGCAGCUUAUCCGCAGUACCAGUAGCAAUACCUCGACGUCCUCGGAAAACUCCGACGGUAUGGUGCGUGUGUCUGGAGCUGCCAACUGGUGGUUCAACGUCAGCGGCGUGCAGAUCGAACCCGUGUCGGCCUGGACUCCGAAUUUCGCUCAAUACGGAACGGGAGUGCAGUUUCCCUGGGAGAAUCGUCCAUGGAACAACCACUCGACGAGGCUGUUAAUCCAGGAUUUUCUGAUCGAUAAGCAUCCUGUGACCAACGCAAAAUAUUCGGCCUUCCUCAAGGCCAGUGGCUACAGUCCCAAGUCACUGGACCGCUUUUUGCUGCACUGGGAGAACCGUCAAGGUGCUCCAGCGUCGUGGACUGUGUCUCCUUCCUUGGCACAGAGUCCUGUCGUGAAUGUUGCGCUAGAGGACGCUCAAGCGUAUGCCAAUUUUUACAAUAAGCGUCUUCCGCAUGACUGGGAAUGGCAGUAUGUUGCUUCCAACGGUGAUAAUUACGAUGCCUAUCUGUGGGGACCUGAAUUCGACAGCUCGAAGGUGCCCACGGUGUAUCAUGGCAAGGAGUUGCCCAAGUUGGAUCCUGUGGGUUCGUACGAGAACUCUCACUCGACGAAGUUCCAAGUGGAAGAUCUUGUGGGCUACGUGUGGCAGAUGACAGAUCAGUUUUGUGACUCUCACACGUGUGGACUUCUCCUGCGAGGAGGAAGCAGUUACCACCCCAUCUCGGCUACGCAUAUCGACCCCAACUGGUACUUUCCUCAAGCUCUGGACGCACAGCAUCAUAACCGCUUCCUAAUGAUCAGCGAAGGCUACGAUCGCUCCCCCAUGGUGGGUUUUCGCUGUGCGAGAAGCAUCACCCCUCCUCGCGAAUUUAACAUUGCUGGAUGA
This is a messenger RNA of Phytophthora infestans T30-4, 2253 nucleotides long. RefSeq lists its product as uncharacterized. Lineage: Eukaryota; Oomycota; Peronosporomycetes; Peronosporales; Peronosporaceae. Bases 1 to 2253 code for a protein of 750 amino acids. The transcript has a single exon. The record is from RefSeq and is a predicted model, not a curated record.